Messenger RNA from Mizuhopecten yessoensis (Yesso scallop), 2871 nucleotides. Its product is annotated as somatomedin-B and thrombospondin type-1 domain-containing protein-like. NCBI's taxonomy places the organism in Eukaryota, Metazoa, Mollusca, Bivalvia, Pectinida, Pectinidae. The transcript is spliced from 2 exons. The annotation marks the transcript as partial. The record is from RefSeq and is a predicted model, not a curated record.
AAAUUGGAAAAAUUCUCCCAGCAGCAUUUGGAAUUUUCCGAACUGACAAACAGUAUGAUCCUUAUCAAGACAUCAGGAAAAAUCUCUUUGCUCGGAUCAGCAAUGAGGUACCUCCAAGACCAGCAUACUGCAGCUAUUACAAGAUCGUGGAGUCGAACCGUCAUUGUAACACAACCGACUUUGGUAAAGCCUGGUCCAACAAGCUCCAGCCUGGUAAUAAAGUAUGUGUGGAAUGUCAGCCCUUCGCCAUGGACAAAGAGGCUGGUCUACGCUGUAAAGGCCAUGGCGUGAUCAAUCAAGCAACUCACUGGAAGGCCCUGGACGUUCACCAUUGUCAUGGCAAAUGGAUAAUGGAAAAGGUCCAUAAGACCUGUACAUGUAACAUCUACGGAGACAAUGAUUUUAUCCUUGUCUAACUCAAAUCUUGUGUGGCUGGUCCAAGUACCGGUCAAUUGUCAUUGCUUGUAAAUCUCACAAAUAAUUAUGAUUUUGUUAUUUUUAGUUGAUAUGUUUGAGUCCAAACAUGACCAUAUUUGACACAUUGUAUAAAAGACACAAAAACUGCUUAUAUACUGUUUGAUUGAGAUUUAACAAGUUGACAGAUCUGUUUCUCCUGGUGUAGACAGAUAUUGUUUGGUACAUGUACAUACAGAGACUUUACAAGUUGACAUGUCUGUUUCCCCUGGUGUAGACAGACAUUGUUUGGUACAUACAGAGACUUUACAAGUUGAUUGAUCUGUUUCUCCUUGUGUAGACAGAUAUUAUAAGGUACAUACAGAGACUUUACAAGUUGACAGAUCUGUUUCUCCUUGUGUAGACAGAUAUUAUAAGGUACAUUCAGAGACUUUACAAGUUGACAGAUCUGUUUCUCCUUGUUUAGACAGAUACUGUAAGGUACAUGCAGAGACUUUACAAGUUGACAGAUCUGUUUCUCCUUGUGUAUACAGACAUUGUUUGGUACAUACAGAGAAUUUACAAGUUGAUUGAUCUGUUUCUCCUUGUGUAGACAGAUACUGGAAGGUACAUACACAGACUUUACAAGUUGACAGAUCUGUUUCUCCUGGUGUAGACAGAUAUUGUUAGGUACAUACAGAGACUCUAACAGUUGAUAGACCUGUUCCUAAAACUGUAAUAUAAUCAUAAUAAAACAGUAAUCAGCAUUGUUGAUGUUCGGCUCCACACACUGGAAUGUGAGCCCAUCGCAAUUAUUAAACAAAUACACCAUCUCUUCACCACCGAAAGUCACAGGUCAUCAUGCAGUCUUGUCGUAUCUCCUUUUAAUUCUGGCUACAAACACUGUUCUGUAGUGUACACACCAGGACGGCAUAGCUUGAUUUAGUUUCAUUAGCCUUAUAACACAUUUUAACAAAUUUGAAUGAGUGACUUUUCAAAAUAAUUUGAUAUGAAAUUAAAAAUAUGCGGAUUCUGUGGAUUCAAAGUGUCCACUGUCAGAUGAUACAAAAAUACUCAUAUUCCUUUUUUUAAAUGAUUUUGGAAAAUUAUAUUUAAUUUAUGAUGAAGCUGAUGGUGCUUGCUAAGAGUUUGUGUAGGUUGUUGACAGUGAGGUAGGUGUUGACUGCAGGUGACUGGACCUCUCACAACCCUGGCAGCUCGCACAGGUGACUGGACCUCUCACAACCCUGGCAGCUCGCACAAGGAAAGGCUCCUCUGGCUGCAGGGUUUUCACAGAUUUCCUUUCCUUUCCUAAUUGGUCAUGGUUUAAUUUUCACAUAUUACCAUGUGGUAACAGCUCACGGUUCUGGUCAUUGUUAAGGUAACCUGGCACAAUUUUACUCAUGAAUUAAGUAUUAAUCAAAACAGGAACAAGUCUUACCAACCUGCAGAUGUAUCGCAGAAAGGGAAAUAACUCUAGUUUUAUUUUCACCUUUUUACACAACUUUCGUUUUUCCCUGAAAUGAUUUUUUAGAAAGGCAGAUAAGAAUAUCUCUGCAUGGUUGGAAGUUAAUGGAGCCUGACAGUACAUUGGAUAUUUCCCCUGUCUAAGGUGGUGUGACUACCUUGGUUAAGGUGGUGUGACUACCUUGGUUAAGGUGGUGUGACUACCUUGGUUAAGGUGGUGUGACUACCUUGGUUAAGGUGGUGUGACUACCUUGGUUAAGGUGGUGUGACUACCUUGGUUAAGGUGGUGUGACUACCUUGGUUAAGGUGGUGUGACUACCUUGGUUAAGGUGGUGUGACUACCUUGGUUAAGGUGGUGUGACUACCUUGGUUAAGGUGGUGUGACUACCUUGGUUAAGGUGGUGUGACUACCUUGGUUAAGGUGGUGUGACUACCUUGCAAUUUGGCCAGUAGGUACAAUGCCAUACAUGUAGGUAUAUAUACAUAUAUAUCGACUUUUUGUAGAAAGAAUUUUUAUAAAUAUUUUACAAAGUGAUUUUAGAAUUUUUUAUCUAGAUUAGAAUAUAUGGCAGGAUUAUUUGUAAGCCUGAAUUAUGUUGGACUUGACUUAGAUAUUUAAAAAUCAAAAUGAAGAUGUAGAGUUCAUAGUUAGAUUUUUAACAUGCUUACAUUGUUUAUAUAUGAUUUUUAACAUUGAUUUAUCAUAAUCAUCAGUUGAUGAAAUUAUUUAUAUACAUUUUUAAAGCAUAUAAUAUAUUGUAUAACUAAAAUGUAAGAAGACUUGGUUGUAAUUGACAUUUUCUGUUGUAUCAGAAUUGUCCUCAGUAUGUCCUCCUGACCAGUAUCCAUAAAAAUCUACACACUUUUAGGAUAUUUUUUUUUAUAGGAGUCACCCUGGAAAUAUUUCUUGUUAAUAAUAUUAUCUAUGCAUGGAAUUCAAUGUCAUUUAUUAGCUCACCGGGUCCGAAGGACCAAGGUGAUCUUAUGCCAUACCGUGGCGUCCGUCGUCCA